This is a messenger RNA of Equus quagga, 945 nucleotides long. RefSeq names its product olfactory receptor 4A47-like. The transcript has a single exon. The record is from RefSeq and is a predicted model, not a curated record. Gene Ontology annotation, biological process: G protein-coupled receptor signaling pathway. Gene Ontology annotation, molecular function: G protein-coupled receptor activity; olfactory receptor activity. The coding region runs from base 16 to 945 and encodes 309 amino acids. Lineage: Eukaryota; Metazoa; Chordata; Mammalia; Perissodactyla; Equidae. Gene Ontology annotation, cellular component: membrane.
ACCUGUAAAGACUAAAUGGAAACUUGGAACAAUGUGACUUACUUUAUCCUCUUGGGCCUCACAGAGAAUCCAAACGAGCAGAAAGUUCUUUUUGUUUUGUUUUUACUCUUUUACAUUUUGACCAUGGUGGGCAACAUGCUCAUUAUUGUGACUGUGACAGUCAGUAAGAACCUGGACUCUCCGAUGUACCUUUUCCUUGCAAGUCUCUCAUUUAUCGAUGUCCUGUAUUCCUCUUCCAUUUCCCCCAGAUUGAUUUCAGACUUGUUCUUUGGGGAAAAUACCAUAUCCUUCCAGUCUUGUAUGGCCCAGCUCUUUACAGAGAACUUUUUAGGUGGAUCAGAGAUCUUUCUUCUGUUGGUGAUGGCCUAUGACCGCUAUGUGGCCAUCUGUAAGCCCUUGCAUUAUUUGGUUAUCAUGAGGCAGUGCGUGUGUAUUGUGCUGCUGGUAGUGUGUUGGGUUGGAGGCUUUCUACACUCAGUAAUUCAGCUUAGCAGUAUUUAUGGGCUCCCAUUCUGUGGCCCCAACAUCAUUGAUCACUUUAUGUGUGAUAUGUAUCCUUUAGUGAAACUCGUCUGUACUGAUACCUAUGUCAUUGGCCUCUUAGUGGUGGCCAAUGGAGGACUGAUCUGCACUGUUGUGUUUCUGCUCUUACACUUCUCUUAUGGUGUCAUCUUGUACUCUCUAAAGAAUCUUAGUCAGGAAGGGAGGCGGAAAGCUCUCCAGACCUGUGGUUCCCACAUCACUGUGGUUGUCUUCUUCUUUGUUCCCUGUAUUUUCAUGUAUGCAAGACCUGCAGAGACCUUCCCCUUUGACAAAUCAUUGAGCGUGUUUUAUACAGUAAUAACCCCCAUGCUGAACCCAUUAAUCUACACUCUGAGAAAUUCAGAAAUGACCAAUGCUAUGAAGAAGCUCUGGAAAAAAAUAAUUAUGUCAACUAGUAAGUAA